Messenger RNA from Labrus mixtus (cuckoo wrasse), 5109 nucleotides. Its product is annotated as ATP-binding cassette sub-family C member 4-like. The coding region runs from base 167 to 4126 and encodes 1319 amino acids. The record is from RefSeq and is a predicted model, not a curated record. The transcript has 31 exons. Gene Ontology annotation, biological process: transmembrane transport; monoatomic ion transport. NCBI's taxonomy places the organism in Eukaryota, Metazoa, Chordata, Actinopteri, Labriformes, Labridae. Gene Ontology annotation, cellular component: plasma membrane. Gene Ontology annotation, molecular function: chloride channel activity; ATP hydrolysis activity; ABC-type transporter activity.
CUUUCUUUGAUGUCUUACAAUGCUGCUAGCUCUUGCGCUUCACGGAAGACGUAACACACCUUGGGGGUUCCGACCAUACGACCUCCAUGUAACAUGUGUGUGAAGCCUGAGGAAACAUAGCCCGGAGGAGCAGUUUUCGGAAGGGGGACAAAGUUGAGAGGCUACCAUGGAGGAAGUCAGAGAGACUGCCAGGACCAACCCGGCAGCGACGGCGAGCUUUUUGUCCAAGCUAUUUUUCUGGUGGCUCAACCCUUUGUUCAGGACUGGAUACAAACGCAGACUAGAGGAAUCUGACGUGUUUGAAGUGCUCACGGAGGACCGCUCGCAGAACCUGGGGCAGGCUCUUCACAGACACUGGGAUAAUGAGAUGCAGAAGUCGACAAAAGAGAUACGGACACCCAGUCUUUCCAAAGCCAUCAUCAAGUGCUACUGGAAGCCAUAUGCAGUGCUGGGAUUCUUUACCCUCGUCGAGGAGGUGAUUAAAGUCAUCCAGCCGGUCAUCUUGGGGAAGAUGGUCGAAUACUUUGAGAGUUACGACCCAAACAACACAAAGGCUCUAAAUGACGCUUUCUUCUACGCCACCGCCAUGUCUGUCUGCACCAUUGGCCUGGCGUUGCUGCACCACCUCUACUUCUACCACGUCCAGAGAACAGGCAUGAAGAUCAGAGUGGCCAUGUGUCACAUGAUCUACAAGAAGGCUCUGUGUCUCAGCAGUUCAGCGAUGGGAAAGACCACCACAGGCCAGAUUGUCAACCUUCUCUCCAAUGACGUCAACAAGUUUGAUGAUGUGACUAUCUUCUUGCACUUCCUGUGGGUGGGGCCUCUGCAGGCAGCGGCCGUAGUCGGGCUUCUGUGGGUGGAGAUUGGCGCUUCGUGUUUGGUGGGCAUGGUUGUUCUCAUGUUCCUGAUGCCCGUGCAAACCCUUUUUGGAAGGCUCUUUUCUACAUUCAGGAGUAAGACAGCUGCCCUGACCGACAAUAGAAUCCGCACGAUGAACGAGGUGGUGUCGGGCAUUAGGAUCAUCAAGAUGUACGCCUGGGAGAAACCCUUCUCUGCUCUGGUUACUGAGGUCAGAAGGAAGGAAAUCUCCAAGAUCAUGAAGAGCUCCUACCUGCGAGGUCUCAACAUGGCCUCCUUCUUCUGCGCCAGCAAGAUCAUUGUCUUCGUCACCUUCACCCUCUACGUCCUCCUGGGAAACACCAUCACGGCCAGCCGCGUGUUUGUGACCGUGUCUCUGUACACCGCUGUACGCCUCACCGUCACACUCUUCUUCCCCAGCGCCAUCGAGAAGCUGUUUGAGUGCCGUGUCAGCAUCCGCAGGAUUCAGGAGUUCCUGCUGCUAGACGAGAUCACAAACGUCAGGGCAGCUCUGCCACAGGAGGAGAAGAAGGACGCCUCAGUGUUGGUCAAGGACUUGACCUGCUACUGGGACAAGAAUCUGGAUGCUCCCUCUCUGCAGAACAUCUCCUUUACUCUGAACUCAAAUCAGCUGGUAGCUGUAAUUGGACCAGUGGGAGCGGGAAAGUCGUCACUCUUGAGCUCCAUCCUGGGAGAGCUGCCGGAUGAUAAGGGUGUGCUGAAGGUCAGAGGUCAGCUCACCUACGCGGCACAGCAGCCCUGGGUGUUCCCUGGUACCAUCCGCAGUAACAUCCUGUUUGGGAAAGAGCUUCACCAGCAGAAGUACGAGCGAGUGCUCAAAGCCUGCGCGCUUAAGAGGGACAUGGAGCUGCUCCCAGAAGGAGAUCUGACUCAGAUCGGGGACAGAGGAGCCACACUCAGCGGGGGACAGAAAGCUCGGGUCAAUCUUGCAAGGGCUGUGUAUCAGGACGCAGACAUCUACCUCCUGGAUGAUCCACUGAGUGCUGUGGAUGCCGAGGUCGGGAGACACCUCUUUGAACAGUGCAUAUGCGGCCUGCUGAGGAACAAACCUCGUAUCCUGGUCACCCACCAGCUGCAGUACCUGAAGGCAGCCGACCAGAUCCUGGUCCUCAAGGAGGGUUCUAUGGUGGCGAAGGGGACGUACACAGAGCUGCAGCAGUCCGGCGUUGACUUCACCUCGUUGCUGAAGAAGGAGGAGGAGGAGGAGCAACAACCCCCGCCUCAGGAUGGCCCUAUCAGGAACAGAACUCUGUCCCAGAACUCAGUGCUCUCCCAGACCUCCUCUAUGCAGUCGGUCAAAGACGGAGACUACUUACCGGGGGAGACGGUGCAGACGGUAGCAGAGGAGAGCCGCGCUCAGGGGACCAUCGGAAUGAGUCUGUACUACAAAUACCUGCGCGCUGGAGCCAGCAUCUUAUUCCUGCUGACUGUGUUUGCGGUGAACAUUCUGGCUCAGGUAGCAUACAUCAUGCAGGACUGGUGGCUGGCUUACUGGGCGGAAGAGCAAGACAAGCUAAGCAACAGCACCAUCAUCCAAAACGGUCAAAACAUCACAAAGGAGUUGGACAUAGACUUCUACCUGGGUGUUUAUGGAGGUUUGACAAUAGCCGUCAUCAUUUUUGGCUUUAUCAGGAAUUUGGUGCUGUUCAACGUGCUGGUUAGGUGUACUCAGUCUCUGCACAACCGCAUGUUCGACGCAAUACUCAGGACACCUGUACGCUUCUUUGAUGUCAACCCCAUUGGAAGGGUCCUUAAUAGGUUUUCAAAGGACAUUGGCCAGCUGGAUUCUAACAUGCCGUGGACCUUUGUGGACUUCAUUCAGGUGUUCCUGCAGAUUCUUGGGGUGAUCGCUGUUUCUAUCUCGGUGAUCCCUUGGAUCGUCAUCCCCGUGCUCCCACUCCUUAUCGUCUUUCUCUUCCUUCGCCGCUACUUCCUGCAGACCUCCAGAGACAUCAAACGCCUUGAGUCCACCACUCGCAGUCCUGUCUUCUCCCACCUGUCGUCGUCUCUUCAGGGUCUGUGGACGAUCCGGGCCUUUGGAGCAGAGGAGAGGUUCCAGAAAACAUUCGACGCCCAACAGGACCUUCACUCAGGGGCCUGGUUCCUCUUCCUGACCACCUCCCGAUGGUUCGCCCUCCGCCUCGAUGGCAUGUGCUCCAUUUUCGUCACCAUCACCACCUUUGGCUGCAUACUGCUAAGAGACCAGCUGGACGCCGGCUCCGUGGGUUUGGCCCUGACUUACUCCGUCACCCUGAUGGGCAUGUUCCAGUGGGGCGUCAGGCAGAGUGCUGAGGUGGAGAACAUGAUGACAUCAGUGGAGAGAGUCGUGGAGUACACUGAAUUAGAGAGUGAAGCACCGUGGGAAACCCAGAAGCGUCCUCCUCCCGACUGGCCCAGCAAAGGCCUGGUGACCUUCGACCAAGUCAGCUUCUCAUACAGCGAGGACGGACCGCUGGUGCUCAAGAACCUGAAAGCAAUGUUCCGACCCCAAGAGAAGGUGGGGAUAGUAGGUAGGACGGGCGCAGGGAAAAGCUCCCUGGUGUCUGCUCUGUUCCGCCUGGCAGAGCCUCAAGGGAAGAUCUACGUCGAUGGUCUUUUAACCUCUGAGAUCGGCCUCCACGACCUGCGCCAGAAGAUGUCCAUAAUCCCUCAGGACCCUGUGCUGUUCACGGGUUCCAUGAGGAAGAACUUGGACCCUUUUAACUACCACACAGAUGAAGAACUGUGGAACGCUCUGAAAGAGGUGCAGCUGAAGUCUGUGGUGGAGGAGCUGCCCGGUAAGCUGGAGACGGUUCUGGCAGAAUCUGGCUCCAACUUUAGUGUGGGCCAGAGACAACUGGUGUGUCUGGCCAGAGCCGUCCUGAGGAAGAACCGCAUCCUCAUCAUCGACGAGGCCACGGCCAAUGUGGACCCCAGGACGGAUGAACUGAUCCAGAAAACCAUACGGGACAAAUUCAGAGAAUGUACUGUGCUGACAAUCGCUCAUCGCCUCAACACCAUCAUAGACAGCGACAGGAUACUGGUUCUGGAUGCAGGGAGAAUUCAUGCCUAUGACGAGCCUUACACUCUGCUUCAAGAACCAGAAGGAAUCUUUUAUAAAAUGGUGCAGCAGACUGGCAAGCAGGAGGCAGCAGCUCUACUUGAAUUAGCUAAACAGGCUUACAACAGCAGAAGCCGCCCCAUUAUUUCAAAUGGACAUGCAGAAACAGCUGAUGGUAGUUUAGUAAUCUUUGAGACAGCUCUGUGAGCUCAGAGAGGUGCUGACUGGCUGCUUUGCCAGAAGUCCUCAGAAAAAGUGCCUGGGCUCAAACUGUGCAGCCCCCCCCCCCCCACACACACCAGGUCUGGAAAAACAAAGGCCUCAACCACGUCAGCUGGCGAGGAGGCUGAGGAGCUGCAGAGGCACCGGCCUAAGUGUGGCCUUACAUGGCUUAGCCAAAACCAUGCACACUAAGCUGAUGUUUCCUUGGAGUUGAGAACGCAUGGAAAUCACUUCUGUAAAAACAGUUGUCAUAAAUCACUAUUUAUUUUCUCUUCUUCGUGUUUCUUUUACGUUAACAAAUUGCUGCUCUGUGUAUCGAUGCCUUGAAAAAUGCUUUAAACGGCCGCAUAAUCCUUAAAAAACUGUAAGUGCCUUCUAUCAGGUUUGCAGCAGAUUGUACUGAUGUGAUAAUUUAAGCAAUGACGGAGCUCGUUCUAUCCAAAGUUGUCUUUGUGUUUGUAUGAUAAGGUAGCAUUAUUGCACAGGUGUAAUAACCAAAUCUAACUAAUGACACAGCAGCAGAAGUUUCUACAAUCUCGUUAAAGAUCUGUUUUUGUACGUUUGCGUAAAACUUGACUGAUAAAGUUCUGAUUUGAAAUGACACUAUUUUUAUUUGUAAAGUUUCCUUUUUAUACCGCUCUUCACUCCACUGUUGUUUUUACAGGGAGCCAGAUCAGGUGGCAAAGUGAACACAGCUGCUACAACUGUUCUUUUAAUGACCUUUAUUGUUUGACACUUGUAUUACGACUAUCAUACGUGUUGAUACUCUGUUUUGGUGAAUGCUGUAUAAACACCUACAACAUUUUGUGUCUUAAUCUGAUCAAAUGUGCACAAUGGAGAAGUCUUUUUACCUUGGUGACACUGUACGACACAUUCACUAGAACCUUCAAGUGUCAUUUGUAGAGGCUGCAUGACAACACUGGCAUGUUCAUGUUUCCAUUGGACAAAUAAAGUUUUCUGAAUUUUGA